Molecule: messenger RNA, 1784 nt
Organism: Megalopta genalis
Lineage: Eukaryota; Metazoa; Arthropoda; Insecta; Hymenoptera; Halictidae
Product: zinc finger HIT domain-containing protein 3
Molecular function (GO): protein binding
Source: RefSeq, a predicted model, not a curated record
UGGUAGUUUAUCAACAUUCAUGAAUGUAUGUGUUGACGUCGACAUUGGACAUUGUUGGAAAUUAGAAAAUACGAGCGGUUGCUGAAAUACAAAAUAAAAUUAUAGUUCAUGAAAUAUAAUCAGAUGUGUAAAAUAAUUUUACUGCAACCAUUUAAUGAAAAUGGAUAAAUCUUGUUGUGUUUGCCAGAAAACAGAAUGUUCAUACAAGUGUCCCACGUGUAAAGAGCCGUAUUGCUCCGCAGCCUGCUGUAAAUUACACAAGGCUAGUAAUUGUGAACGAAAAUAUCGGCAGAACGAACUUACUAGCGAUAAGAAAACAGAUUGUAAAAGGUACGAUUUUCCUACAGAAGAUACCGUGCCUAUAGAAAAAUUGGAACAAUUACGUUCUAACAACGAGUUGAAAAGUAUUUUAAAUAAUCCACACGUACGUAAUAUUAUGCGUGCGAUUCUGAUCGAUGAAAAUCCUACAAAAGCGAUCGCUUUAGCCAUGAGCGAACCAAUAUUCGUUGAAAUGGCGGAUGCGUGCUUAAAGGUUGUGGAACUUGCAGAAAAUGACCAACCUAGCUAAGAUAUAGUGUAGUUACGUCCGAUAAAUUAUUAAACAUUUUUUACGACGGGCAUACAAAAGACAAAUCGAUGAAAAAAAUGUACAUUUCCCAAGAAAUAUCGCGUCGCGUACACUAGGAUUCCUAAUCGUGCUCAAGCAUUUUGUUAUUUUAUUCGUAGAUUAUUUUUAUAAUUAGUAUAUAAUAAUUAUUUUUAUAAUUUUCUAUCGCUAAAUAGAAUUAUAUAUAAAAUCGUUUAAAAUCGUACAGAAUCUUUGAAAAUAUUACACGGUUACUUGAAAAGAUAAUUUAGGAAUUGGAGAAACAAGUAAACUCGUUGACAUUGGAAGUUGAAAAUUUGUAAAAUAUUUAUUAAACAUUAUUUUUCGUGGCAGUACUCGAACGUAAAAAGUAAUAGUAAUGUAGUAAUUAUAAUGAUUGAAAAUAAUAAAACUCUCCGAAAAAUACAAAUUACAUCUGUAGAAAAAGAGUAAAUAAGCAAACGUUUUUUUGUACAACAUUCGUAUAUGUACAAAUGAAAAGAUAUGUACUUGAAAAAUUUGUUAACAAAAUUAUUGUGCAGUGUGAAGAAUUUAUUUCUAAAGUUCCGAGUGAUGAGAAUGACGGAAUGUAAUAUAAUUGUCGAGAUCGUUCGGCACUUCUGUCCCCUCCAGUUGCUUUUGAAGGAGGUGGUACCUUUUUCUGACAUGAUAUGCCGCCAUUUUUGGUUGUCUUUCUCUCGUAAAUAUUCCCUUCUUAUUACCGCCAACUCUUAUGAACGCUAUUAUAAAACAACUCUUGUUAAAUAAUGAUUAAUUGUUAAAAGAUCCGAAUGCCUCUAAAAGUAUUGUACUCACUUUGAGCCGUUCGAAAGUCAGCGAAAUUCCAAAUGAAUUCACCAAUGAAGAAGCCUUCGUUUCUUAAUCGGUCGAAGGCUUCAAAAUGUUUCGACAAUACUUCUUUUUGAUAUUCCUCGCUCCACACGUACUCGGGGAGCUGAAACGAGUUCGAAAUGAAUUCAAUUCGUAUAUCAUUUAAACGAUAAAUAAUAUCGCUGUGUAUAAUUUUACCUCGUGCAAUCCGGCCAUAGUAUCGGCACCGUAUUCGGACAUGAGCACCGGUUUAUUAUAUUUCUUAUGCCAUGCUUCAGCUUCUUCGAUAACUUUGUUGACAAUGGUAUCGAUACGGCCUGGGUUAUUGUACCAACCGUUGUAGCGAUUAAAGCUGAUCACAUCGAGA